AUGUGGAAGGACGUGGUGACUUCCUACGUGUUGCGCGGAAACUUUCUUUCUGAACUUCGAGAUGAUCCCCAGAAAAGGUUUUUCUAUGACCUUGACACCUGUGAUGCUCAGAGCCUUCAAGCUAUUGAGGCCAAUUAUAAGUUUCUGCUAAAUGUCUGUGCUACUCUGGCGGCAGAGAGCUGUGUGCCAGCACAUGGAGUGUGGAAGGCGGUAUGGGUCAAAUUGGCGGAAACCUAUGGCAUCUUUCCAUCGAGGACACGGACGAAGGUGAUCCGUGAUUGGGCGUCUACUCAGUCAGGGUUGGCCCGGGCCAUGACAGUGCACAGCUUCUCUGUAACUAUGAGGUCUCGUGGAUCAAGGAAUCAAAAAAUGAUGUUGAUCAAGAAGUGCAUUCACCGAGCUAUUGCUGAAGCUGCUUCGCCUGGCGGCAACAUUGACGUGGAAGGGACCCUGCGCCGAAAUUUGGAGCGCUCGUUUGCUCAGGAUGUACCUGCGUUGGCUUCAUCAUCCAGUGCAUCCGAUGUAGAUACCAAGGAUGCUGUGCCAACCAAGAUCACAGAGGAGGAUGUGCUUUCGAAGCGCUUGGAGGAUGAUAAGCUCUCCAAGAAGCCUGCUGUGGAGGACAACUCCAAGCCAUCGACCGCCGAGCCAAGUGCAGAGGCUGUGCCAGUCACAGCUCGUCAGGCUGAGAAGGAACGAAAGCCUCUUCUACCUUGCGGGGUCACUAUCAAUGGCAGCCUGGCAGAUCAGGUGGUGGCCUUGUCUCAGAGCCUUGGAUCUGGGGAUGAUGCCACAGACCUUGCCGCCGCACAAGCGAAGGUGUUGAAAGCGGCAUCACGCAAAAGGGCACCCGAUGAUGUUGAUGACGAUGCUGAAGAGGGUGGCAAUAGUAAACCGAAACGAAAAAGGGCACCCAAAGCAAAAGUGACUGCAGUGAAAGCUAAGUCAGCACCAAAGACUCCAGCUGAACCUGCUAAUGCCUCCCCUCCUGCCAAUGCAGCUGCGGAGCCUUCCGCAGAUGCGGAGCCGAGUGCCAAUGGGUCUGCUGGGGAUCCUCAGCCAAAGAAGAAGCCCGGGAAACCCAAAGAGGAUGUUGACUUGGCUUCGGUUUUUGCUGAGAAGGAGCCCGGUCUUCGAACUGCGGGAAUUGCUGUCCCGAAAAUGGACCCUUUGCGUAUGUCUUUCACACUGCAGCCCGAGAAAGAUGGAACUAGUGCAAUGCAGAUUUUGUGGUACAAGAACCAGAUCUACAUCAACGAGACCAAACAGGUCUACUUGAGCUACAAGGUGAAUGGCAAAGGUGGAACAACCAUGUCGGUUGGUCAUCGGGGUUGGACGGUGCUGUAUCAACAUGCCCGUGUCCUUGCUGGCUGGGAUGAAUUGCCUGAAGAGACCGAGUGAAAUCAUGGCUCUAGAACUUUGACUCAUAGAUGAACAAUUGUCUUACUAGUUUUUGGGUUGGCGAAGCAUCAGGGUGAAGUCUUAGAUAGUCC
Cladocopium goreaui is the source of this 1493-nucleotide messenger RNA. Lineage: Eukaryota; Dinophyceae; Suessiales; Symbiodiniaceae. The record is from the annotation of a GenBank genome assembly.